Molecule: messenger RNA, 1635 nt
Organism: Teleopsis dalmanni
Lineage: Eukaryota; Metazoa; Arthropoda; Insecta; Diptera; Diopsidae
Product: facilitated trehalose transporter Tret1
Exons: 8
Coding region: 185-1567 (460 amino acids)
Biological process (GO): transmembrane transport; carbohydrate transport
Cellular component (GO): membrane
Molecular function (GO): sugar transmembrane transporter activity
Source: RefSeq, a predicted model, not a curated record
UUCAAUGCAAAUAGUUCGUUCGAGAAGGAGAAAAUAUUGCAAUAAAUUUCAGAUAGUUUUAAUAAUUGAUAUGAGAAAAAUAAAGUGCAGAAAAAUAUAAAAUUUAAAUUUUAAAAAUUGCAACGGAAAUUUAAAGAUACAAACGAUUUUUUUUUAAAAGCCGCGCGAAGAUAUCAGUGAAAAAAUGGGCGUUGAUGGAGAUACAAAAUAUCAAUACUUAGCGGGCCUGUGUGUCAAUAUUAUAGCAAUAGCGAAUGGUGCUUUUUGUGGUUGGCCAUCAGCAUCAUUUCUGGAAUUGCAAGCAGCGGACAGUCCCUUAGAAACAGGUCCCAUGACAAAUAAUGAAGCUGGUUGGGUAGGUGCCAUGUUUUGUGUGGGUGGGCUGUUAGGUACAGUCAUAUUUGCUUGGGCUGCGGAUAAAGUAGGACGUAAACGUUCUUUGUUGUUAACAGCGGUACCCUCUUUGAUUGGUUGGGUUAUAAUACCCUUCGCAGUAAAUCCUACACAUUUAGCUAUAUCCAGGCUUUUUGGUGGUUUAACAAGUGGUGGAAUAUUUGCUGUCAUUCCCAUUUACAUCACAGAACUGGCGGAGGAUAAAAUUCGCGGUAUUUUGGGUACUUUCCUAGUCUUUAGUUGCAAUGCUGGAGUCUUGAUUGCUUUUGUAGUUGGAUAUUAUUUGAACUACAUACAAACUGCUUGGUCAAUGUCAAUCUUAACUGUAUUAUUUCUUAUAUCUUUUGUCUUUUUCCCAGAGACACCAGCGUAUCUUAUGAAUCUAAGUAAAGUAGAGAAAGCAGAACAGUCAUUACGAUAUUUUCGAAAUCUUCGUAGUGCCAAUGCAGACACAAAGGAGGAACUGAAAUUUGAAUUGGAAAAACUGCAUAAAAUCGAAAAACCAGAGAAGGAAGAAAGUGAGGCUAUCACAUGGCAUGAUUUUACUAAUCAUACCGCGCGCAAAGCAUUUUUGAUAGGUUUUGCUUUAAUGGCUCUUAAUCAGUUAUGUGGUUGCUUUGCUAUGAUCAACUAUACGGCCAGCAUAUUCAAACAGGCUGGUUCCAAUUUAACACCAAAAUUCUCUGCAAUCGUUGUUGGAGUCAUACAACUUUUUGGUUCUUAUAUGUCAACGGUGCUAGUAGAACGAGCAGGGCGUAAGUUAUUAUUGAUCAUAUCAGCUGUGGGCACAGGCUUGGGCCACGUUUGUUUAGGUAGUUACAGUUAUCUAAAUAUGUUGGGUUAUGAUACACAGGCCUACAAUUGGAUACCAGUAGCUAGUUUUUCUUUCAUUAUCUUUAUUGCAUGUUGGGGUGUACUAACAUUGCCAUUUUUGGUGGUCUCUGAAAUAUUGCCUCCUAAAAUACGUAACAUGGGCAAUAUGAUAUGUAUGGUGGUAUUGUGGAUUAUAUGUUUCUUCAUUUUAAAGUACUUACCAACAAUGAGCGAAGUAAUGGGAAUGCAUGGUAUGAUGCUGUUCUUUGGUAGUAGCUGUUUUAUCGGUGCUGCUUUCAUAAUAAUAUAUGUACCAGAAACCAAAGGAAAAAGCAUCGAAACAAUUCUAUCAAUGUUGUAAUACCAUGAUUUAAUCAAAUGGUGGUAUUUUAUUCUCAGACUUUUAUAAAGAUUUUCAUAUGAUUUUUA